AGUCCUUGUGAAGAUAUUCGUAUUUAUUUAAUUUAAGGUCACAUCAAAGUGUUUUUAUGUCCUAAAUGGACAAAGUUUUGUUUGGGAAACAUUAGGCAAAUUUUCUAUACCUCAGAGAGAUUAAAUUAAUUCGUUAAUCUUCGUUAAUCUCCGGAGGAAACGGAAUAAUGUCGACAAAUAAAACAAAGAAGGUCAAAAUGGCUACGAAAUCCUGUCCUGAGUGCGACCAACAGAUUCCAGUGGCCUGUAAGUCGUGUCCCUGUGGUUUUGUGUUUAUCAGCAGAAAACUUCUAAAUGCUAAACUAAGUGAGUGUCCCUCUCCAGCCAUAGCAGACAAGCUGGACUUCAAGCGGAGAAGAACGGAGAGGAUUCGCAGAGAGAGGAUUGGUUCUCCUCUAACCAGUGACAUGGAGAACCGAAGGAGACCCCGAGUGAACAGUCAGUCAGAAACCAUCCGAAGGAGCCGGGGCAGACCCAAAACUGUGGGUCCAAAGAAACAAGAAGAAGAAAAGGAUAAACAAGAAAAAGAAGUGGAUAUUUAUGCCAGCCUGUCUGAUGAGAAGGCCUUCGUGUUUUCUGUAGCUUUGGCUGAGAUCAACCGCAAGAUCCUGGGUCAAAGACUGAUCCUGUGAAAUCCUUAGAUCCUGGGUCAGAGACUGAACCUGUGAAGUCCUUUAGAUUCUGGGUCAAAGACUGAACCUGUGAAGUCCUUUAGAUUCUGGGUCAAAGACUGAUCCUGUGAAAUCCUUGGAUUCUGGGUCAGAGACUGACCCUGUGAAGUCCUUAGAUUCUGGGUCAAAGACUGAUCCUGUGACAUCCUUAGAUCCUGGGUCAGAGACUGACACUGUGAAGUUCCUAGAUCCUGAGUCAGAGACUGACCCUGUGAAGUCCCUAGAUCCUGAGUCAGAGACUGAACUCAUGAAGUCCCUAGAUCCUGGGUCAGAGACUGAACUCAUGAAGUCUCUAGAUCCUGGGUCAGAGACUGAACUUGUGAAGUCCUUAGAUCCUGGAUUUUAUGCAGUCUUCUUUAGACCAGAAGAUCUAAGGAAACUCUUCCAGAGGACAUUAUAAUGACUAAAGACCCCAGAAUUGGCUGGAGCUGACCUUUGACCUGACUGCUUCACGUGGAUACAGAAUGAGAUUUAAGAACAAUACUUGGUCCCACAAAACCAGUUUAUUCAAAGUUUAUUUAAAUUAAUCAAAAUUCAAAGGUCAAAUUUUAUUAUACAAUACUUCAUUCUGGACGGAAAUCAUAUUUCUGGACUUUAGUUGGAACGACUUCUGUUGUUUGUUAACUUCAUUAA
Nematolebias whitei (Rio pearlfish) is the source of this 1304-nucleotide messenger RNA. RefSeq names its product chromosome 2 C16orf87 homolog (gene hdip1). The record is from RefSeq and is a predicted model, not a curated record. Lineage: Eukaryota; Metazoa; Chordata; Actinopteri; Cyprinodontiformes; Rivulidae. The transcript is spliced from 4 exons. The coding region runs from base 168 to 632 and encodes 154 amino acids.